CGCUGCAUGGACCCACGAAGCGGCAUGUGGCAAUUGCUCGGAAGCAAGCUAUUCUAGUAGAGAAGCCGCGCUAGCAAGCCGAGCUUUGACCUUGGACCUUGGUCGUUCUUCUUCAAAAUUUGUCAAGCAAUCUUUUGCGAAGGCGUCAAGUUCAUGCUUGGCUGCCAACAUAGAAUCUGACUUGUUGAAUCCGUCUUCUCACUCCCUUUCUCCAUUCAGAAAGGUUAACCCAGAAAGCAAUGGCGCCUCGCUCAGCCCUCCUUUGUCUUCUCCUUCUUGCUACUGCCACCACCACCCUCAGCAGACCUGACAUCACGCUGACGUCACACAUCAUCUCUCAGAGGAGACUGCUGCAAAAUGGGACGACCAGUUCUGCUCCUGGGCCAGCUGCAGCCCCGGCACCUGUUAACUUCGGCAAUGGCACUGCUGCCGUGCCGGUGUCUCCAGCCUCCAGUUUUGUUUACAACCCGAGCGGAACGUACCCCUAUGUCCCAGCAUUGUUCGUGUUUGGUGACUCUUUGGUAGACACCGGAAACAACGUUCUGUUGGGCUUGCCAUCUUACGUCGGCCUAGGGUAUCCAUACGGAGUUGGGCCAAGGGGCCGACUGAACGUGACCGGGCGCUUUUCCAAUGGUCCCCUCAUUGUUGACUAUCUGGCGGAGUUUAUGGGCCUCCCGUUUACGACCCCUAUCCUGCUGCCGGGGGGUAAUUUCUACUCGGGGGCCAACUUUGCAUCCGGUGGGAGUGGCGCGCUAAACUCGACGGGGACUCCUGGCAGAGUGUUACCGCUCUCUAACCAGACCCAGCUCUUCACCCAGCUCGUCCGCGACUCCAUAGCUUAUUGGCAGAACGCGUCAAACGCUAACGUCAUCACGCCCUUAUACCCCCGCCCCGAGACGUUUGGCGCGGCGCUCUAUACUUAUACCACUGGAUCGAACGACCUCCGAGGCUUCACUGGGAACGUAUCUGACUUCCCCGCUUAUGCACAGAGCAUCCUGACGUCUAUCGGGACUUCAAUCACGACCACGUACGCUUAUGGCGCCCGCAACUUUCUCGUAUUCAACGUCCCCCUAGUCGGCUGCGUCCCGGCGGUGCGCAAUCUCAGCGCGACAGGCGAGUGCUCGGCGGCCGUGGUCGCGGCCGCCCAGGGACUAAGCGCGGGUUUGGACACCCUGGUCGGGGCGCUCAGAGCGCAGCUCCCCAACUCGACGUUCGUGGUUUUUGACGCCUUGAACGCGACGACGGCGGCCAUAGCGUAUCCCGCCGCGUUUGGUCUUACGAAUGCCAACUCGUCGUGCUGCGGCGCGGGCGGUCCCGCCAACACGGCGAUCACGUGUGGCGCCCCCGGAUCGACCGUUUGCCCAAAUCCCGAACAGUAUUUAUUCUGGGACACUCUUCAUGCGACGACCAGUUUUUAUCAGCUGCUUGCGAGAGAGGCGUUCGGAGGCAACACUUUCAUCCGCCCGAGAAACUUGCUCGACACUUUUGUGCGGCCCAACCUGCUUGGGUGCGACGCUUAGGGUCUGAUCGAUGCGAUUUAGACCGUAUGGUUUUGACAAGGAAGAUUUAAGAGCGGGAUGGGUCUGGAUUUCGAUUGUAGUGCCGUUUUUGCGACGCGGAGUGCACGCAUAGGAAUAAUCGCAAGUGCAUGGUCAAGGUUGAGGUUAUGUAUAGUUAUGCUAGUGAGAAGGGCUCAGGCCGAAGUGUCAAUUAGACAGGAUAAUUCUCUACAGGAAGUAGAUCAAAGCGCGCCGAGCCUAGCAAGGACAGUGAUUAGAGAAAGCCUUGAAGAGCUGGGAAUCAGGCGCAGCGCAGACAAAGCUCAGCUACGUAUGCACGACGUAGUGACAGCUAAUAUUACUAAAGCUAGGCAACUGAGGCAGGACAGUUUUGUCGACAGAGUUACCGUGGCUCCGCUCGUUUUGGAUUUGUUCAAUGCGUCUUCGAUAGAAUGUUGAUAACAUCUGCGGAUCCUUGACUCCUUUCGGCGUUCAGUGUACCGUACACCGUCGACCAACAUCAAGGUUGCAUAUGUUCAAUUCGAUCGGACUCGGAUUAUUGCUUCGAUCUUCCAAAUUAAGUUC
Molecule: messenger RNA, 2084 nt
Organism: Klebsormidium nitens
Lineage: Eukaryota; Viridiplantae; Streptophyta; Klebsormidiophyceae; Klebsormidiales; Klebsormidiaceae
Source: the annotation of a GenBank genome assembly